Molecule: messenger RNA, 4388 nt
Organism: Cuscuta epithymum
Lineage: Eukaryota; Viridiplantae; Streptophyta; Magnoliopsida; Solanales; Convolvulaceae
Source: the annotation of a GenBank genome assembly
UUUCUGAUCUCAAUAAAAUCCCCUACAUCCUCAAAUUGAUCUCUAAAUAAACUAAAAAAUGAGGAAUUGUUUGCAGUAGAUCUCCCGUUCCCGCGCACUUCUGUACCUCUUCGCAACUCCCCGCCCCGCAAUGCUUUGCAGAGUCGCCGCAGGCACCCGAUCGCGAGACAGAAACUACUUUCUCAGCUUAAUCACCAAGGCUGCGACCGUCUCUCAGCUCAGCCAAACUCACGCCCUGUUGAUCCACCACGGCCUUAGCAACGACCUUAUUGCCGUUACUAAGCUGACCCAGAGGUUCUCCGAUCUCCAAGCCAUAUCCCAUGCCAAACUUAUUUUCAACGCCUUCAACUGCACCAAUCCCCCUGACCUAUUUCUGUACAAUGUUCUUAUCAGAGGGUUCUCUCAGAACAACCUGCCUUUUGAUUCUCUCUCCAUGUUCCAUCACCUUUGCUGUAAAACAAGACUAAAACCCGACAAUUACACGUACGCUUUCAUUAUUUCAGGCAUUUCUUUUUCUGGGUAUCAGAGUUUUGCCGUAUUGCUCCAUGCACAAGUAAUAGUUUCCGGUUAUGCCUCGGAUUUGUUUGUUGGGUCUGCAUUGGUGGAUAUGUAUACGAGCUUUAAGAGAAUUGGUCACGCAUACAAGGUGUUUGAUAGAAUUCCAUGUCGGGAUAGUGUGCUUUGGAACACUAUGAUCUGUGGGCUCUCCAGGAAUUGUUGUUUUGAUGAAGCAAUGCGGGCUUUCCGUAAUAUGGUUGUGAGUGGGACUCAAUACAAUUCUACGACAUUGUCAGUGGUUCUUACGGUUGUGGCUGAGCUGCAGGCAUUGCAGCUGGUGGUGAUGGUUCACUGCUUGGUGGUAAAGGUUGGGUUACAUUUUCAUGAAUUUGUGAUUACAGGGCUUAUAUCGGCAUAUUCAAGAUGUGGUGAUGUUAAAACCGGCUGGAUGUUGUUUGAGCAAAUUAGGAAACCAGAUUUGAUUUCAUGUAAUGCAAUGAUUGCUGGGUUUUCAUUUAAUAAUAAGACUGAAUAUUCAGUGAGGCUAUUCAAUGAUUUGCUUGCCUCAGAAGAGAAAAUCAACUCUAGUACUAUUGUUGGUUUGAUUCCCGUGUCCUGUCCUUUUGGUCAUCUAGAUUUAAGCUGUUCAAUACAUGGUCUGUGUGUAAAAACAGGUAUGAUUGGAAAUCCCUCGGUUUCUACUGCGCUCACUACAGUUUACAGUCGCCUGAAUGAAAUUGAAUUUGCCAGGCAGCUAUUUGAUGAGGCCUCGGAGAAAACGUUGGCAUCUUGGAAUGCUAUGAUAUCCGGAUAUACACAAAAUGGUCUGACAGAAAGGGCAAUAUCUCUCUUUCUUGAAAUGCAAAAAUUAGAUAUCCAUCCCAAUCCUGUCACAAUCACAAGUAUACUUUCAGCUUGUGCGCAACUUGGAGCUCUAAGCAUUGGAAAAUGGGUCCAUCAAUUGAUAAACAAGGAGAGUUUGGAGUCUAACGUUUAUGUUCUAACGUCUUUAGUUGACAUGUAUGCUAAGUGUGGAAACAUUGAGAUAGCUCGACAAUUGUUUGAUGCUAUGCUGGAGAAAAAUGAAGUGACUUGGAAUGCAAUGAUUUCUGGUUAUGGACAGCAUGGAUUAGGGUGCGAGUCACUGAUGCUCUUUGAGGAAAUGCUUAGCUCUGGGGUUCACCCAACUGGAGUUACUUUUCUUUCCCUACUUUAUGCUUGUAGUCAUGCUGGUUUGGUUGAAGAAGGUGAGAAAAUGUUCUAUUCCAUGGUCCAUAAUCAUGGUAUUAAGCCAGUUUCUGAACAUUAUGCUUGCAUGGUGGACCUUUUUGGCCGAGCUGGGAAACUAGAAAACGCCCUGAACUUCAUAAAUGGGAUGCCUGUGGAACCAGGUCCAGCAGAAUGGGGUGCUUUGUUAGCUGCUUGCAUGAUCCACAAGGACACUAAUCUAGCUAGCAUGGCCUCUGAUAAACUGUUUCAUUUGGAUGCUGAAAAUGUUGGUUACUACGUGCUUCUAUCAAACAUAUAUUCUGCAGACCACAAUUAUCCUCAGGCUGCGUCAGUGAGGCAAAUGGUUAAAAAGAGAAAGUUAGCUAAAAUUCCCGGAUGUACUCUUAUUGAGGUUGAUGGACAUCCAUAUGUCUUUAAAUCCAGUGACCAGUCACACCCUCAAUCUGCUGCCAUUUAUGCGAAGCUUGAGGAAUUGAUGGAAAGGGCGAGAGAGGCUGGAUUUAAGGCACAGACUAGCACAUCAUUGCAUGAUGUGGAAGAGGAGGAAAAGGAGCUAAUGGUGAAAGUUCAUAGUGAGAAGCUAGCCAUUUCUUUUGGGCUCAUAACUUCUGAACCUGGAUCUGAAAUCAGGAUAAUCAAGAAUCUAAGGGUCUGCAUUGAUUGUCAUAACUUCACUAGGUUUAUUUCAAAGAUCACUGAGAGAACUAUUGUUGUGAGGGACGCAAAUAGGUUCCAUCAUUUUAAAGACGGCACAUGCUCUUGUGGCGAUUACUGGUGAAAUAGGACUUCUUCCUACCCAUUGAACUCUAGAGGAUUGGGAACUGAAGAUGUUUGUACCAUUAAGGAAAAGUGUUAAAUAUGUCCGUACUAUAGUACAAGAAGAAAUGAAGCCCUUGUACAGUCGUACUACAGAAUCACCCGAUCAAACCUCCAAGCUUUCAAAACAUAUAUACUCAAUCUCGCAUCUUAGCCGGUUACAAAUCGGUUAGCCUGUUAGCCGUUGAUGUGGAUCCCAUAUGGCGUUAACUUUUUCCCUGCUUGCCUGUUCCCCAUCAACCUGACAAGGCACCCUUUCUCUUCGCCGGCGGAAUUGCUUCAGUCUCAUCAAUCCAUUACCGCCGUUGCUGAUUUGAGGGAAGAAGAUGUGAGCAGUAUCAGUGAGUCACAGAAGAAGAUGAGAUGUGCUAGCCAAACGUCGGUAAUUCUUUGCUCAUCGUCAUCGUCCCAAGCCCAGCCUCCGCCUAGAUGCAGAAAGAAGAAGACAGAGUAGGUGAGAAGCGACUGGAAGACUAAUCUUCAUCGCUGUUCGACCCAUCCACUGCUCUAUUUGUUGUAUCCAUCCACCUCCUUGUUCACCGGCGUCUCUAGUCGCUUCGAAGGAAAAGGACAUCAAAGCUUCAGCUGCAGACAGAAUCCGUAGUGAUGCACAACAAAUCAGAUCACAUAGAGGCUUGGUGAGUACAUCCCCACUGGCGAGCACAGUAGCAAGGGCCCUAAUGGACCUCACCUUCUAUUGCUGCUUACUUCUGGUAAAAUUUGCUGCUGGCCUCCUCUCCUGCUCUGCUCAGUGUCCCUUCCGGCGACCUGGAUCUUACAUUGGAUGGCUAGCAAGAAACUUGGUUGGGUGGCACGUUUUUUAACAGGCUACGGUUGUUGAUCGCUAUAAUGAGGGAUUGGUUUCUUUAUAGUUUGAUUGGGUGAUUUUAUAGUACAUUAGUACGGGGUCUUAUUUCCUGUUUUUGCUUCAGUACCAGGCUUAUUUAACAAUUUUCCCUACUAUUAAUUAAUUUGAUAAGGUUCAAGGUUUAUGAUGAAGCAUUCACCUCCUUCAAGGUUUAUAUUUGGAUUUUUUAAAGGUAAUUCUUUUACCAUAGCAACUAAAAGCAUCCAGCUCCUUAAUAUUUUUUUAUUAUUGUUGGAAUACUAUUACAGGAGCAUUCAGCUCCAUAGUUUUUACAGGAUCGCUUGGUUAAACUCAUUUGGCAUGCAUCCCCCUAAGACAAACUUUCAAGUCGAUCGCGGAUGCUAUGGAUCCUCAAAGACAAUAAAGUCGAACACAGAAGCUAGCGGCACACUCAUUUGCCUCAGAAAGAUGAGGCAUAAUCAAUAUAUGAUUCCCUUUAAGAAACGGUUGUCCUCAAUGAGCCAAUUUUGUUGAAUCCGUAAUGAUGUAUGUACGUGUAAAUAUAGUUGGUAGCAACCCAAACACGAGGGGUAACUGGAAUAGAGUGGUUUAAAGGAACAACGGAUGCUAUUAGACAAAUUAUUUGAGGUAAGCUUCAUUCAAAUUUUAUGAAUUUGAUAAUCCAAUAUUCUGUUGAGUAAUUGAUUGUGACAUUUGGUCAUCCACUAUUCUAAGUAAUUGAUUCGGACAUUUUAUUUGUUAAUUGCAGGAUGCUCAGAACAAGGAUGUUGAUAAUGACAAAGCUGUUGGAGAGUUUUCUAGGGUCUAGUUUAGCAAAUAUGAAUGAAUAAUAAAACUGUUAACAACAAAGUAUUUUAGCAAUACAUACUCCGUACUUCUUUUCUUGUGAGCCCUUUUAGGGUUGAGUUAGACCAUACAUUUAAGUAUGGCUUGAUAACUUAACCUUAUGUCCAGAAACCUAAGAAAGCAGAAAUGACAAAGCACCCACUAUCCCAGUGUACAUUUUUUAACCACG